AUGCAAAAUUUCAAUCUUGUGCAGUUGCAAGUUUACCAACAAGAUAUUCUUAAGGCCGAUAUUGCUGUGAAAAACCAUAUCGAAGGAAUUAGGCAGCAAAACUUCAUGUCAGAGAAAGAAAUAGCCCAAUGUACUCGAGACAUUAAGGAACAAAUGGCCAAACUUGCUCAUUUAAUUAAUGCCUUAGAGAAAUUCGCAAACAAGAUAAGUUUUCGAAAUGAUCGUAUCGAAUUAUUGACUCAAGUGAAAGAACAUCGGAAUGAAUUAGAAAAGAAUCGCCAAAUGCUUCGUCAAGCAAUUUUUGAAUUUUUGAAAGUCAUGGAAGAACAGUCGCGCACUUAUUUAUUGCAAGGUGGUGAUGAUUCUCAGGACAUUGAAUUCAGAAACCGUAGAAGGCGUGCUGAAAACUUGAAAACACAAACUUUGAAAGUACUUUUCAAAUACUUUUUUGUCGUUUCGCUUAUUAAAUUGUAA
Molecule: messenger RNA, 474 nt
Organism: Brugia malayi
Lineage: Eukaryota; Metazoa; Nematoda; Chromadorea; Rhabditida; Onchocercidae
Exons: 4
Coding region: 1-474 (157 amino acids)
Source: RefSeq, a predicted model, not a curated record